This is a messenger RNA of Anopheles coustani, 1082 nucleotides long. RefSeq names its product DNA polymerase epsilon subunit 4 (gene PolE4). Gene Ontology annotation, molecular function: protein heterodimerization activity. The transcript has 3 exons. The record is from RefSeq and is a predicted model, not a curated record. Gene Ontology annotation, cellular component: nucleus; epsilon DNA polymerase complex. Bases 52 to 804 code for a protein of 250 amino acids. Lineage: Eukaryota; Metazoa; Arthropoda; Insecta; Diptera; Culicidae.
UAUUGUCAGUUGUAAAUUGGCGCCACGAUUCGACACAAUUUGUUUGGAAAAAUGGAAACAGCUCACAACUCCGAAGAUUUGUUUGCAUCUCAAGACGACACAAGCUUGCGGGAAGCACAAAUUGCUGCUGAACCUUCCCAGCUAAACACUAUUGGGAACAACGAGCCAACAGGCCAACAUAAAAGAGCCAACGGAGAAGAGUUCCAUAACACGGUUGAAAAUGAAACACCCGACCUUGUGUUUUCCGAGGAUGUGGACUUUGGGGAGCACAGUGAAAAACAGCAGACUGCAUCUGAGCCAGAAAGCGGUACCACGGAUGCGGAGGUUCCGAAUUUGGUCAAACAACCAGCUGAAAAUGAAGUUGAUUUCGAAGCUGACCUCGAGGCCGAACUCGAAACCGAACUUGUAGAUUUAAGGAUGGAGGCAGAGGAAGAACGCACCAACAAAGAAUCUGCUGAUAAUGACGAUGAGCUUUUGAAUGAAUUGGGCGAACCCAUCGACGUGGCGGAUGGAGAAAGUGCUUCGAAAACCAACAAAGAACUUUCAGAAGAACGACUGGCACAGUUUCCUUUGGCACGCGUGAAACAAAUAAUGAAAUUGGAUCCAGAUGUAGGAAUCGUAUCUGCGGAAGCGAUAUUUUUGGUGACAAAGGCUGCGGAACUGUUUGUCCAAACACUGGCUAAAGAUACCUACACCCAUACGAUAGCUUCUAAGAAAAAAACGAUGGGACUUAAAGAUGUGGAGUUAGCGAUUGAAAGUAUUGAUUCGCUAAUGUUUCUAGAAGGGAUGAUGAAAGAUAACUGAAUAUAAACAGCACCCUCUUUCACCGAUCUUGUUGAACAUUCAUAGGGCGACUAUUUUCAUAUUUUUGCUCUGCAUGAUUUCCCUUCCGAACAGCAAGACGAAACACUUACACUCUUAUCCUUAUUUCGGGUUUUCUACAACUUUUCCUCAAGAGUAGUUGCAAAGCCAAUUUAGUUUCCUCUGUAGCUCCAAACUCGAUAGGCAUUAUUGUUCAGUGUUCCAGAGCACUUUCUAUCGAUAAUUCACAUAGAUCUCAUAAACAUCAUUAGUAAAUUUUU